This is a messenger RNA of Megachile rotundata (alfalfa leafcutting bee), 516 nucleotides long. RefSeq names its product HIG1 domain family member 1A, mitochondrial. Gene Ontology annotation, biological process: mitochondrial respirasome assembly. Gene Ontology annotation, cellular component: mitochondrion. The record is from RefSeq and is a predicted model, not a curated record. Lineage: Eukaryota; Metazoa; Arthropoda; Insecta; Hymenoptera; Megachilidae.
GUACUGUUCUGGUCGAUUUUACGAAUUUUAUUUGCAACCCAUUGCAAUCUGAGUCUGUUCACGAAACUGUAAGGAGUUGCGUCAUGACAGUUGGAAAGUAGAGAAGUUUAACAAUUAUUGUGGUAUUUUAAUUGAAACUGAAGUAUUGAAGUAUUUGUGAAUCUUACAUAUUGUUCGGAAAACAAAGGUGAACAAUGGAUAAAAGAUACAUAAACGCUGAACCAAUGGAAAUUCCUGAAGAGGCUAUUAGACAAACAUUAGAAAAUGAGCAAGGAUUUGGAGAUAGACUAUAUACACAGAUCCAACGAGCACCAUUUGCUGCAGCUGGUUUGUUAGGUUUAAGUAUAGUAUGUGGUAUAGGUGCCUAUAAGUGGAAGACAAGGACUAUACCACCUCAAUUGUUCUUGAUACAGCUGAGAGUUGCAGCCCAGUCUACUGCAUUAGGAUUUAUAACUAUAGGACUGGCAUAUCAGAUGUAUAAAAAUUAUGUUAAUAAAGAAAAACCUACCUAAUGAA